CUCACCCCUCUCGUCCUCCGCCUGCCGGCCGAGUGCGGAGUCGUCUCCUGAAUCCCGAUCGCAUCGCGUGCUCCUCCACCUUGCCGCCUCGAUCGCCUCCUCCCCCAACUCCGGCGACACCGACGCCGGUGGGGCACUAGGAGGCGACCACCCUCCGGUUUCCUGCGGUACUGUAGUAUCCGCAGGUUGGGUAUCGUUUUAAUUGUGGAAGCCCGACAUAAUUAGCAUACAAGACUGCUGUAUACAAAAUGUCUGAAUUUCUUGACCUUGAGGCACUGGAUGGGAUAAGGAUGCCAUGGAAUGUUAUUCCGGGCACAAGAGAGGAUGCUGCAAGCUGUGUGGUCCCUGUUUCUGCCAUCUAUACUCCUCUGAAGUCAAUUCCUAAUGUCCCAGUUGUCCCAUAUUCCCCCCUUCGCUGCCGCAUGUGCCGUUCCAUCCUCAACCCUUUCUCCAUGGUUGAUUAUGACGCUAAGAUCUGGCUCUGCCCGUUCUGCUUUCAGCGCAAUCACUUCCCUCAACAUUACUCCUCGAUCUCAGAGAACAACCUACCUCCAGAACUCUUUCCUCAGCAUACCACUAUAGAGUACAUAUCCACUCCUGAAACAGGUCCUGCGGUGCCUCCAGUUUUCAUCUUUGUUGUGGAUACUUGCAUGAUAGAGGAAGAAAUUGGUUAUUUGAAGUCUGCACUGGCACAAACUGCUGAGCUGUUGCCAGAUAAUUCCCUUAUUGGAUUCAUUACUUUCGGGACAUAUGUACAGGUGCAUGAAUUGGGUUUUGGCUUGUUGCCAAAGUCAUAUGUGUUCAAAGGAACAAAGGAGGUCAGCAAGGAACAAAUAUUGGAGCAAAUGUGCUUCUUUGCUGGCAAACAAAAGCCCGCCACGGGGGUAAUAGCUGGAACUAGGGAUGGUCUUUCAUCAGAGAGCAUCUCUAGGUUCUUGGUGCCUGCUUCGGAGUGCGAGUUUGUGUUUAAUUCAGUUAUAGAAGAGUUGCAAAAGGACCCUUGGCAUAUUCCAGCUGAUCAACGUGCAUCAAGAUGUACUGGAACUGCAUUAAGUGUGGCAGCCAGUCUCCUGGGUGUUUGUGUCCCUGGAUCAGGUGCUAGGAUCAUGGCGUUUGUUGGUGGUCCAUCUACAGAGGGACCUGGUUCUAUUGUAUCCAAAUCCUUAUCAGAGUCAAUUCGCUCACACAAAGACCUUGAUAAAGACUCGGCUCCACUUUAUGAUAAAGCUGUCAAGUUCUAUGAUCAGAUUGCCAAGCAACUUGUGCACCAAGGACACGUGCUGGAUUUGUUUGCUUGUGCAGUCGACCAGGUCGGUGUUGCUGAAAUGAAGGUUGCAAUUGAGAAGACUGGGGGAAUUGUUGUGCUUGCUGAAAGUUUUGGCCACUCUGUUUUUAAAGACUCGCUUCUCCGCAUCUUUCAAUCAACAGAGGACGACCUUGGGCUAUCAUUCAAUGGUAUUCUUGAGAUCAACUGCUCAAAAGACAUAAAGAUUCAAGGAAUUAUUGGGCCUUGUACUUCCCUAGAGAAGAAAAGUCCUCUCUCUGCAGAUACUGUUAUCGGUCAAGGAAACACUAGUGCCUGGAAGAUGUGUGGUCUUGACAAGAAAACAUCACUCUGCUUUGUAUAUGAUAUCUCGAGAAAAGUUGGCCCAGAUUCAAUCACUCAGUCGACAAGCAACCAGCUCUAUUUACAAUUCGUAACCUACUAUCAGCAUCAUGAUGGCCAGAUGAGAUUACGAGCUACUACGAUUUCCAGAAAAUGGGCUUCUAGUUCUGAUAAUGUGCAGGAACUGAUAGAUGGCUUUGAUCAAGAAGCUGCUGCUGCAGUUGUAGCACGUUUGGUCUCAUUUAAGAUGGAAACUGAGGCCGAUUUUGAUCCAAUAAGAUGGCUUGAUCGAGCGUUGAUACGUUUAUGUUCUAAAUUUGGAGAUUAUCAGAAGGAAACACCUUCAUCCUUCAGUUUGUCUACACGUCUAUCAAUAUUUCCCCAGUUUAUGUUUAAUUUGAGGCGUUCUCAGUUUGUUCAGGUUUUUAAUAAUAGUCCCGAUGAAACUGCAUAUUUUAGGAUGAUGUUGGAGAGAGAAAAUGUAGGCAAUGCAGUUGCGAUGAUUCAGCCUUCACUCAUAUCCUACUCAUUUCAAUCAGGGCCAGCGCCAGUUCUCCUGGAUGUAACUGCAAUUGCUGCUGACAAGAUCCUUUUAUUGGAUUCUUACUUUACUGUUGUCAUCUUCCAUGGGAUAACCAUUGCACAAUGGCGAAAUGCCGGUUACCAAGACCAAGAAGGCCAUGAGGUUUUUGCUCAGUUGUUAAAAGCUCCACACGAGGAAGCUGGUACAAUAAUCAAGGAACGGUUUCCUGUUCCCCGUUUGGUUGUCUGUGACCAAUAUGGAUCUCAGGCUCGAUUUCUACUGGCAAAGCUAAAUCCAUCCGUUGCAUAUAACUCUGAUAAUCCUUCUCCUGGAGGGGACGUCAUCUUCACGGAUGAUGUUAGCUUCGAGGUCUUCAUGGACCAUCUCCAGCGGCUAUCAGUCCAAUAGGAUAUGACUGCUAGAGCAGAUUUUUUUAACCCCCAAUCAUCUCUUCUGCUGUACAGUAAGAAACAUUCUUCAUUCUUGUCUAUGAUGUCUUCUACUUUGUAGUGUGAGGUUCAUGCGUAUACUAUUUGAUUAUAAUUUAUUUCUUUAGUACAAUAAGAGUAAGAGUGAUCACAGUAAAAAGAUGCCAUCGUUUAAACAAUGCAGCUUCAUCUCUA
Messenger RNA from Brachypodium distachyon (stiff brome), 2752 nucleotides. Its product is annotated as protein transport protein SEC23. Gene Ontology annotation, cellular component: COPII vesicle coat; endoplasmic reticulum exit site. The transcript is spliced from 14 exons. Gene Ontology annotation, molecular function: GTPase activator activity; zinc ion binding. The record is from RefSeq and is a predicted model, not a curated record. Lineage: Eukaryota; Viridiplantae; Streptophyta; Magnoliopsida; Poales; Poaceae. Gene Ontology annotation, biological process: COPII-coated vesicle budding; endoplasmic reticulum to Golgi vesicle-mediated transport; intracellular protein transport. The coding region runs from base 249 to 2537 and encodes 762 amino acids.